AUGACUGCCAAAGUUUUUGCAUACAGGGAGUCAAUUGACGUAGCCAAUGCCGUUGGGAAAUACAUUGUGGCACAACAAGAUUUAGCGUUAAAGAAUGACAAUACAUUCAAAAUAGCAAUAUCAGGAGGGUCGUUAGGAAAAGUUUUGAAACAAGCUUUGAUUAGUAAUGAAGAAUUAGGAAAAAAUAUUAAAUGGGGUAAAUGGGAAGUUUAUUUUAGUGAUGAAAGAAUUGUGCCAUUAGAUCAUGAGGAUUCAAACUAUGGAUUAUUUAAUGAAAUGGUAUUAAAGAAUUUACCUUCAACUGCAGCAAAACCAAAUGUUCAUACAAUCGACCCAAGUUUAAUCACGGGUAAAGAUGGUCAUGUUGAAGGGGCUGAUAUUAAUAAAGAUAAAGAAAUUGCUUCAAAAUAUCAAAAAUCAUUACCAAAGAAGUUUGACGUCAUACUAUUAGGAUGUGGGCCAGAUGGUCAUACAUGUUCAUUAUUUCCACAUCACGAAUUAUUAAAAGAAAGAGCAGAAUUAGUAUCAUAUAUUAAUGAUUCUCCAAAACCUCCACCGAGAAGAAUUACAAUUACAUUCCCAGUUUUGGAAAAUGCUCAUUCAAUUGCAUUUGUAGCAGAAGGAUCUGGUAAAGCACCGAUUUUAAAACAAAUUUUCAAUGAUCCAAAUAGUGAUUUACCAUCUAAAUUAGUUAGUGAUAUAAACACUGGUGUUGAAGUUAAUUGGUUCGUUGAUGCUGCUGCUGUAGAUGGGGUUGAUGGUGUUGAAACUUUAAAUAGUAAAUAUUAA
Lodderomyces pseudojiufengensis is the source of this 789-nucleotide messenger RNA. RefSeq names its product 6-phosphogluconolactonase (gene SOL3). Lineage: Eukaryota; Fungi; Ascomycota; Pichiomycetes; Serinales; Debaryomycetaceae. The transcript has a single exon. The record is from RefSeq and is a predicted model, not a curated record. Gene Ontology annotation, molecular function: 6-phosphogluconolactonase activity. Gene Ontology annotation, biological process: carbohydrate metabolic process; pentose-phosphate shunt. Bases 1 to 789 code for a protein of 262 amino acids.